AUGAGCGGUCCCAAGGAUGAGACAAGGUCCCAGUGUCUCGGGGACAACAAGGUCUUUGACGAGCAGCCGCCGGCCGCAGCUGGGGCGCGGGGGAGGCCUGCGAUCGGGGUGUGGAGCCCCGGGAUCUUCUCCGUGCGGGAGCUGGGUGCCCGGGCGCGGGCGGGGAGCCCCGCAGGCCCUCAGCAGGCGGGAGCGGCGCGCGCCGUCCUUGAAGGGUUGCCCGCUGACCUUGCUCCGCUUUCUCCGGAGAGAUCUCCGGCGCGCGAGGACGCGGCCACCGCGGGGACUCCGUGCCCUGCGGCCGCCGGCAAACGCUCGCUUGCAGCCUGCCCAGCGCCGCAGCCGCCGCCUCCCCUUCCUGCCCGCGUUUAUGAUUCCAAGGUUCAGCCCCGGCUUUUUCCGCUGCACCCCGCCCCCUCCGCGCAGCCCGCCUGUCGUUCGCCAGCCCUUGCGGGUGUUCUGGCCCCCGCCUCGCGUCCGCAGAAGCGGAGGCCCACCUCGCGCCGCCUGGGUGCGGGCGCAGGGGCCGGCCGGGGCGCUCCCGGGGGCAGGGCACGGCGCCCCGCGACCGCGAUCCCAAGCCCGACCGCAGGGGGCGGCGCGCCGCGCUCCCGGGUGCGCCAGGGCCCCGCUCCCCAUUGGUCGUCAGCUCGGCGGGAGGGGCCGCCCCGGGCCCCCGGCACCUGGAGCCGCUUCUCCGCAGGGGAACCGGCGGCUGCCGGGCUCGGGCGCCCGGAGGUAAAGGCGCGCGGAGGGCAGGCCCGCGGCUGCGGCCGAGCUCCCGCGACCAGCCCUGCCCUGCGCUGCGCUGCGCUGCGCUGCCCUGCGCUGCCCUGCCCUGCCCUGCCCUGCCCUGCCCGCCGCGCUCGGAUGCCCCCUGCGCCCGCCCCGCCGCGCGGGAACUUCGCCCCGCCGCGUCCCCCGCCCGCCUAG
Messenger RNA from Nyctereutes procyonoides (raccoon dog), 933 nucleotides. Its product is annotated as proline-rich protein 2-like. The coding region runs from base 1 to 933 and encodes 310 amino acids. Lineage: Eukaryota; Metazoa; Chordata; Mammalia; Carnivora; Canidae. The transcript has a single exon. The record is from RefSeq and is a predicted model, not a curated record.